AUGCUUCCUGUUUGUUGCUGUGGUGACGUGUACUCUUCAGUGAAAUGAUGGCGGUUUUAUGGGGGGGUUUUGGGGUGAAGCAGUGGACUGGGAGACUAUGUUUACCAAUUGUACUUCUUUUGAACAGUCUCAGCACUUCAGUGGGGCGUAUCCACCAUUUGAGUCUUAAGGAUGAAACAAGGCCAGAUAUUCAACUUAUUACUUUUGGAUUCUUUACUAAUGGAACAUUAUCUGUUAACCUCUCCAGUCUCACUAUUCACUCUACCAAAGUAGACUUUGCUAGCCAGCAGAUUGGCUUUAUCCUGUCUAAAUCAGUGAUCGAUGGAGGACUGUUUUACUCGAGACAACCAUCUGAAACCUGUCCUUUGAAGUCCGCAAAAAAAGAUAAUGUGCUUUCAUUUGUCAUCGAUUUAGAAAAGAAGCGGGUCUUGGUGAUAAGAAGCAACAUGCAGAACCUGACAGUGACAGAAUGGCAACAAGAGGAGGCCGUAGACAAAGGAAAGACACAAGACGAGUCCUUGAAAACAGAAAAGAAACCUCCUGCUAAGAACUCUCCUGUGAAAGUUGAUCAGAAGUCAAAGCGCGGAGCUGAUGAUGAUGACAUUAAUAACAAUCCUUCAAAACAGGAGCAAAAGGAAAAAUAUGAAACACUUGCCCUUAGUAAGGUGAACAACUCCUACAGCUUCAAUUUUACAGUUAUGUUUGGAUCCCAAGCAGAAGAAGGUCUGUAUACCUUAAACUUCUUCAACUGCUACAAUCUCGGUGACAACAAAAACCCUUUCAGUAUUGAGAUGAAAAUAGUUGAGCAGAACCCAGGAGGUUACCUGUCUGCAUCGGAGAUUCCUCUCCCUCUUCUUUACAUCAUCAUGUCUGCCUUCUUCUUUGCGGCUGCCAUAUUCUGGGUAUCUAUUCUUCUACAGCACAGGCUGAAAGGUGCUCUGUUCUUCAUCACGUUGGCCUUGAUAGGCACCGGAUUGGCCUUCAUCAAAUACAUUCUGUCUGACAAAGAAAAGAAGAUUUUUAUGAUAGUCAUUCCCCUGCAGGUACUUGCCAAUGUUGCUUACAUCUUUAUUGAAUCAUCGGUGGAGGGAACAAGUGAAUACCUCUUCUGGGGAGAGAUUCUGUUUCUGGUUGACCUUGUAUGCUGUGGUGCCAUCUUGUUUCCUGUCAUUUGGUCAAUUCGACAUUUACAGGAAGCCUCCAGUACAGAUGGCAAAGCUGCUAUGAACCUGGCUAAACUGAAGCUCUUCAGACAUUAUUACGUGAUGAUUGUCUGCUAUAUUUAUUUCACAAGAAUUAUCGCAAUGAUGCUAAAAGUUACUGUUCGCUUCCAGUGGCAAUGGUUCUACCAGCUCUUAGUUGAGGUGUCCACACUUGUAUUUUUUGUCCUAACGGGAUACAAGUUCCGGCCGGCCUCAAAUAACCCCUAUCUUCAGCUGCCUCAGGAUGAAGAAGAUGUAGAAACGGAUGAAGUCUUGACAGAGUCUGGAGUUCUUGAAGGAGUGUCCAAGGUGAAGAAGAGCAUGAAUGGAAGAGAGAAAAUCCAAGACUCUGCAGUAUAGGAGCGGUGUUUCAGCGAUCUGCUUACUGCCCAGGACAUGUAUGCUAGCACAGGGGCUGAGUCAUAAGAGUGCACCUGAAGAGCAUGUCCUGCCUGCCCAUCAGCUACCUGAUGGCACACCUGUUCACUUCUGCUUUUCCUGAGCUCCUGUUUAUGCUCCUGUGUAACAGGAACUCAUGAUGCCAGCUACGGGUUGGACUGUAAAACCAUAUAGUACCUUAUAAACAGUUCCUUCAUGCAGCUAAGUUUUUUGCUGUCGUCACAAACUCUGCUUUGCUUUUUAGGUUGUGCAGCCUGCUUUGGGUAAAUAUUCAGUUUUUAUUUCUGGCCCACAGAUGUAAAGCUCAGGUGUUCAAAAAACAAGGAAAUAUAACACAUGGCUGCUCCACCUUUUUCUCACAGUAGAGUGUUAGCUUUGUGUCUGCUUUGACAUUCUGCACUCUUACGUUAUCCCUGACAAAUGCAUUUAAGUCCUAUAUAAUCCAUUGGCAUCUGAAGUUCUUAAGAGGAUCUAGAUGUAAGUCUGUCUGGCAUUUUCUGAGAUUUAGUCCAGCUGUCACUAGUGUCCCUCAGUCGCUGUUUGUUAUCACACUGUAAGAUUCCAGUGCGCUACAUUAACCUGACAACAUAUGAUAAUUAAGCUGCAGUGCCACAACUGAGCAGAUUCGAUGUUUUCAUGCCUUGUACGUGCCUUUGGCGAGUUAUUGAGAGUGAGCAUUUCUUUCACUACUCAGACAUGGUUUUAAAUCCAUGAACUCUAGUACAGGUUUUCAUUUGCUAUUACUAACAGGUGAACUUAUAACUUUGUGUGAAGCCUUUCACUAGUAGACAGUUGUAAGGUCUAUGCCUUCAGUCAUGUCCUACUUGGUAGCCAACAAAGGCUUGCAAGUUCCACAUUUUUGUACCGUCAUUAAUUCAAGGAAAGCUUAUGUCUGAUCGUGUUUGGUAAAAGACUUUCCUUAUUUUAUUUGUGUGCGUGCAUCUGUGUGCAUGUGUACGUGCAUGUGCGCACGUGUGCGUGUGACAUUGUUUAUCAGUAGUAUGUAGUGUACAUCAUGCUUGUAAACAUCAACAUUUCAUUUUCUCUUCAAAGUGCAGAGUCAGACUUCAUAUUUGAAACACUAAGGAAUGAAAUUAUAUGUACUAAUAUUUAUAGUUUUUGUGACUACUAGAUGUAUUGCAUUCUUAUUUUAUGCUUUAAAAAGUUAUUGGAUAUUGUGGAUGAUUUAAUUGUUUUUAUGGUACUGAGAGUGUUUUGGAAAUGAAAUGAGUUGCAUAUUCCAUAAUAUCUGGCAUUUGAAGGGCAGUGCUUGGAAUUGAAUGCGUUAACUGUGAACCCCAGUGUGUAAUGAGAUCAGUUUUCAGGAUAUAACAAUCUACAGUGUCUCAGCAGAUAGAGAGCAAAGGAACUCUGCAGAAGUAGGAGAUUCAUUGCAAGUGCUUUGCUGACUUACUGAAUCUUUUUUGGCACCGGUAUUCGUAAAGCACAAUCUUUGUGGCAGUAUGCACGUCAGCUCUCAGGUUAACACUGGUUACAUGUUUGUUGUUCUAUUUAUUUAUACACAUAUAUAUUUUUCUAGCUUACUUUUAGCUGCUUCUUCGGGGCUGGUUGUUUAUGCUGAGCAGAGGGUGUCGGUUUUGGCAGUAGUGAUGUAAUGCUGCAUUUCACUUUUGAGUGACAUGACUUCCAGUACUACGUUAAUCAGAAGUAUUGACUGAGAACCUUAGUUUGUUAGCCUUCCUGUAAAGGGUAGGUGAAUCCCUGAGUUUACUUUGUGGUGCAGUACAAUCCUACUUUCUUGGUAACAAGGACAGAUGCCUGUGGGUGAUAUUACUCCUCCAUCACUAUACACAGUCAGACAUCAGUGUAAUGCAUAGCCUUGUGUUAAAAAUGAGCUAACAUGACUUUCCACCAAUCGCACAUGUGAUACCAUUUUGUGGAAGUGUAAUGUAGCCAUGUGGUAGUUUACAGAAAAUUUUCCAUUUAAAUGAGCAAUUACUAUUUGCACAUGCAUUCUGUUUAAAUGAAUGUGCAAUGCAUGGGUAUUGAUGUUUAAGUGAAAUUUACAAUUUACAUACAUUUAUUUAAAUUGAUAAUUUAACAUCACUGAGUUGUGAUAAUACUGUCUACUGAUCUAUGUAACUACACUGUGUACAUCUGUGACUGUGCUAUGAUGAAUUAACAAAUGUUUGCCCCUGGCAUACAUCACCUGUUUGUAAGUGGUUGUCCUUGUACUUACUUGUACUUACCUACACAGAACAUGAUUCCUCUGUGCUGCUUAUGUUGUACAACACUGACCGUGUAUCAUGCAUCACAUGUUCUGGGAUUUUAUGUAGUCUGUGUGUGUGUAUGUGUGUGAAGAUAAGCAUCUUUGUAAUGUGCAUGGCUAGAAUCAUCUUCGUGUAUAGAUGCCACUUCCUAGUACAGCUACCUGCCAUUCGGUGGGUGCAGUUAUUUGUAAACGAAUGAAUGCAGUGGUACAGCUACCUGCCAUUCUGUGGUGCAGUCCUUUGUAAACGAAUGAAUAUAGCGGUACCUGCCA
Molecule: messenger RNA, 4104 nt
Organism: Protopterus annectens (West African lungfish)
Lineage: Eukaryota; Metazoa; Chordata; Ceratodontiformes; Protopteridae
Gene: GPR108
Product: G protein-coupled receptor 108
Exons: 16
Coding region: 45-1562 (505 amino acids)
Biological process (GO): transport
Cellular component (GO): membrane; Golgi apparatus
Source: RefSeq, a predicted model, not a curated record